Molecule: messenger RNA, 2995 nt
Organism: Argentina anserina (silverweed cinquefoil)
Lineage: Eukaryota; Viridiplantae; Streptophyta; Magnoliopsida; Rosales; Rosaceae
Product: ATP-dependent DNA helicase Q-like SIM
Exons: 16
Coding region: 187-2889 (900 amino acids)
Biological process (GO): double-strand break repair via homologous recombination
Cellular component (GO): cytoplasm; nucleus; chromosome
Molecular function (GO): four-way junction helicase activity; ATP binding; nucleic acid binding
Source: RefSeq, a predicted model, not a curated record
AUGCGGAAAUGCACGUGACUCAACAUCUAAUCGUUGUUGCACGACAUGCCGUGCGCUAAAGAGAAGGAAAUAUGAAACCCAGGCCUUCAAAAUUCCCCAGUUUCUUGUGUUUGGCGGGUUCAGUUCUCAGGGUCACCGACGUUUCUUCCUCUCGCUCUGAAUACCUCGACGAGCAAUUUGCAUACCAUGAGUGGCAAUGGCGUUUCAGGUGAUGAAGUCAUUGCCAAAUUGCUUGAAAUGGGUUUCGAGAAUUCCAAUGCAGUAGAAGCUGUAAAAGAAGUAGGGGCAUCAUUUGAUGAUGCAUUGGAGUUUAUACUGAAUGGUUGUUGUAGAGGUAAUCGGAGUGCGUCAAGUAGUUCUAGAUGUUCCACAAGCCAGGCAAAGGCUCCUCGGAAAAGAGCUUUGCCUGCCUCAAAACCGUUGGGUCAGAUACGGCAGUCCAGCAUCCUGGACCAUUUCCAAUCCUCGAGUGGACCUAAACGGAGGAAGACUGAUGUAGUAUCUGAUGUUACUGUAUCAGAGAUGGUGUGUGGUCCUGUAGAACAAUGUGUCGAACCUCUUUCUGGUGUGGACAGCAUUGAAGUUUUAUCAGAUAUGCCUCUGGUUGAUUGCCUAGAUAUUGGUUCAGAUUGGGAGAAGAGAGUUGACAGUCUCUUGCAGAAGCAUUUUGGUUUUGUAUCAUUGAAACCUUUCCAGAAGGAGGUCUUAGAUGCUUGGUUGGCUCACCAAGAUACGCUUGUUCUUUCUGCAACAGGAUCUGGAAAAUCUUUAUGUUUCCAGAUUCCAGCAUUGUUGACAGGGAAAGUGGUCGUUGUCAUUUCACCGUUGAUAAGCUUGAUGCAUGAUCAGUGCUUAAAGCUGGCAAAACAUGGAGUUUCUGCUUGCUUUCUUGGGUCUGGACAACCUGAUAGUACUGUGGAAAAUAAAGCAAUGAGAGGCAUGUACAACAUAAUAUAUGUUUGCCCUGAAACUAUCUUAAGACUAAUAAAACAACUCCAAAAGUUGGCAGAAAUUCGUGGAAUUGCUCUUUUUGCAAUUGAUGAAGUCCAUUGUGUUUCAAAGUGGGGCCAUGAUUUUCGGCCCGACUACAGGAGAUUGUCCGAGUUACGAAAGAACUUCAGUGCUAGGAAUUUGAAAUUCUUAAAGUUCGACAUACCACUGAUGGCAUUGACUGCGACUGCCACAAUUAAGGUUCGUGAAGACAUUCUGAAGACAUUAUCCAUGUCAAAGGAAACAAAAGUUGUGCUCACUUCAUUUUUCCGGCCAAAUCUAAGGUUCAGGGUACAACAUAGUAGAACAUCAAUAUCAUCAUAUGAGAAUGAUUUCCAUGACUUGAUAGACAUGUAUACGGGCAAAAGAGGACAAAGUGAGAAGAAACAAACAAUCAUCACAGAGGAUGUACACCAAUUGCUGGACAGCUCAUCUAACAGUAGUAUGUCAGAGGCUGAUUGCAUUUCAGAGAAUGAUAUGGACAAUAUUGAGGAUGACAAUUCUGACAGAUAUGAUGAAGCAAAUUCAUUCCACGAAAAUGGUCCAAGCACUUCAAAGGGAAGAGAAUUGUCAGUUGAUUACUUGGAAAAUGACGUUGAUGUCUUUCAGAGUGUGAAUGAUUGGGAUGUCAGCUGUGGCGAAUUCUGUGGACUACCUCUUUGUGAGGACAUGAAUACUAAAAAAGAAACUACAUAUGAGGUACUUGAUUUGCCAAGUCAGCUGGAAGAUAGAUGGAGACUUCUGCAACAGCCUCUAGAGAAAGGAUCAACUAUCAUAUAUGUUCCUACUAGAAAACAAACGGUGAAAGUUGCAACUUAUCUUUGCAGCUGUGGAGUGAAGGCUGCUGCCUAUAACGCAGGGUUGCCAAAAUCACGUCUUAGGCAGGUUCACAAGAUGUUUCAGGAAAGUACAUUAGAGGUUGUCGUGGCAACAAUUGCUUUUGGAAUGGGAAUUGACAAGUUAAAUGUCCGAAGAAUCAUCCAUUAUGGUUGGCCACAGAGUCUGGAAGCAUACUAUCAAGAAGCAGGUCGAGCAGGAAGGGAUGGCAAAUUAGCUGACUGCAUUUUAUUUGCAAACUUGACAAGAGCACCGUCACUUUUGCCAAGUCGAAGAAGUGAAGAGCAGACCAAGCAAGCAUAUCGAAUGUUAUCUGACUGUUUCAGGUAUGGAAUGACUUCCUCAUGCUGUCGGGCUAAAAAACUUGUGGAGUACUUUGGGGAGGACUUCAGUUAUGACAAGUGUCUCUCGUGUGAUGUCUGUGUUAACGGACCUCCAGAAAUGCAGAAUUUUAGGAAGGAGGUAGAUGUCUUAAUGCAGGUUAUUGCUGCUCAUGAUAGACAAAACAGAUACAAAAAUGAUGAUGCCAUGAGUAGUGAUAUUAGGUGUGAGAGCUAUACAGGGAGACUCAAUCUCAAGAUGCUUGUCAGAAAAAUAAGAGAGCAGUCUCAACAGUUUAUGGCAACUGAGCUGCUUUGGUGGCAAGGUCUUCUCCGAAUUAUGGAAGGUAAAGGGUUCGUCAGAGAGGGAGAUGAUAAGACACAUGUUCAACUGAAGUUCCCCACGAUAGCAGAACUUGGCCUGAAGUUUCUGCAAUCCGAGAAGGAGCAAAAUUUCUAUGUUCACCCUGAAGCAGAUAUGCUACUCUCGGCAAGCAUGCCCAAAUCUUUCUCCUCUUUCUCAGAGUGGGGAAAAGGCUGGGCAGAUCCUGAGAUCCGACGUCAGCGGUUAGAUAGUUUUCGACAGAACAGAAGCCCGCAAAGCUCUUUUGGUACUAGAGGAAAACGAAAAUCACGAAAGCAACGAAAGAGAAAAUCAAGUGCAGAUAGUCAAAGUGUUAGAACUGUUCGAGGUAGAAUACAGGCUAAACUCUCUAAACAAAGUAUCAGACUGAGGUCAUAAAUCAUUAGAUUGUUUUCUAAUUAGCAUGUAAAAUGUGUAGUAGCUAUUGACAAUGUACAUUGUAGCGGAUCCCAAUAUCCUUUGAUUCAAUACAGAAAUUGUUCUC